AUGUCGAACUUUACCCAGCAGAAACUGGUCCAAGAGUGUGCUGGAGUCAUGAGCCUUUGCAGGACUUCUGCACGGCCUCUUUCCCGGGAAUCCCGUGGUGAUGAGCACAGCGACAGCCUCAACCCCAACGUGUGCGCGGUGCAGAAGCUGAUCGGCACGAACAGGAAAUACUUCACCAACUGCAAGCAGUGGUACCAAAGGAAGAUCUGCGGGAAGUCAACAGUAAUCAGUUACGAGUGCUGUCCUGGAUAUGAAAAAGUUCCUGGAGAAAAAGGCUGCCCAGCUGCGCUGCCGCUUUCAAACAUCUAUGAAACCCUGGGAGUUGUUGGGUCUGCCACCACACAGCUCUACUCUGACCGGUCUAACCUAAGGCCAGAAAUUGAAGGACCUGGAAGUUUUACAAUUUUUGCCCCAAGUAAUGAGGCCUGGGCAUCCUUGUCUGCUGAAACUCUGGAUUCCUUAGUCAGUAACGUUAACAUUGAGCUGCUCAACGCCCUCCGCUACCACAUGGUGAACAAACGGGUCCUCACAGACGAUCUGAAACAUGGGAUCACACUUAACUCAAUGUACCAAGACCUGCCUAUCCAGAUUCACCAUUAUCCCAAUGGGAUUGUGACUGUGAACUGUGCCAGGCUGUUGAAAGCUGACCACCAUGCCACUAACGGAGUGGUUCAUGUCAUUGACAAAGUCAUUGCCACCACUACAAACAGCAUUCAGCAGAUCAUUGAGACUGAGGAAAGCCUGGAAACCCUUCGGGCUGCUGUGGCUGCUUCUGACCUCAACAGCUUGCUGGAAAGCGAAGGCCAGUACACGCUCUUGGCUCCAACCAACGAAGCCUUUGAGAAGAUCCCGCAAGAAACACUGAACAGGAUCCUGGGGGACCCAGAAGCCCUGAGGGCUAGGCACUUGCUGAACCAUCACAUCCUGAAGUCAGCCAUGUGUGCUGAGGCCAUCAUCGCUGGCCUGACAAUGGAGACUCUGGAAGGAACCACCUUGGACGUGGGCUGCAGUGGGGAAGAACUGACCCUCAAUGGGAAGCCCAUCAUUGCCAACAAGGAUGUCCUGGCAACCAACGGUGUCGUACAUUUUGUUAAUGAGCUGCUGAUCCCAGACUCAGCUAAGACCCUGUUUGAGUUGGCACAAGAAUCUGAAGUUUCCAAGUCUAUGGACCUUUUCAGACAAGCUGGUCUGAGUUCUCAUCUAACUGGCAGUGAGCAAGUGACCCUCCUUGCCCCAGUGAAUGACGUGUUCAAAGAUGGACUCCCCAUUGUUGACAGCAACAUGAAAAACUUGCUUCUGAACCACAUUGUUAGAGACCAGCUCUCCUCUAAACAUCUUUACCAUGGACAGAAACUACAGACUCUAGGUGACAAGGAACUGAGAGUUUUUGUGUACCGCAAUAACCUUUGCAUUGAAAAUGCUUGCAUUGCUGCCCAUGACAAGAGAGGAAGGUUUGGGACCCUGUUCAGCAUGGACAAAAUGUUGACUCCACCAUCUGGCUCAGUGAUGGAUGUUCUCAAGGCAGACCAUCGCUUCAGUACGCUGGUGGCUGCAAUCCAGUCUGCAGGUCUAACGGAGAACUUGAACAGGCCAGGUACCUUCACGGUGUUUGCUCCAACAAAUGAAGCUUUCCGAGCCAUGCCUCAAGGGGAACUGAACAAACUAAUGGGUAAUGCCAAGGAGCUUGCCAACAUCCUCAAGUUCCAUGUGGCUGAUGAGAUCCUGGUGAGUGGUGCAGUCAGUGCCCUUGUGAGGCUGAAGUCCAUGCAGGGAGAUAAACUGGAAGUCAGCAUGAAAAACAACGUAAUACAUAUCAACAAGGAGCCUGUUGCUGAAAGCGAUAUCAUGGCCACGAAUGGUGUGAUUUAUGCCGUGAACUCUGUCUUACAGCCUCAGGCUUCAAGGCCGCAAGAAAGAGGUGACGAGCCUGCAGAUCCUGCGUUAGAAAUCUUCAAACAGGCAUCUGCGUUAUCCAAGGUUUCUCAGAGGAAUCCUCGACUAGCACCUGUCUACUCCCGGUUACUAGCGAGGAUGAAGAACUAG
Nipponia nippon (crested ibis) is the source of this 2043-nucleotide messenger RNA. NCBI's taxonomy places the organism in Eukaryota, Metazoa, Chordata, Aves, Pelecaniformes, Threskiornithidae. The record is from RefSeq and is a predicted model, not a curated record.